AAGCCACCGUCACGGCAUCCAUCGCACCCUCAUCUCUUGACUGCAACUAUGCCCCGAUCGCCGUCCCCAAAUAACCGACGAGAUAGAUCUUCAUAUCGUGAUUUAGAUAUGCCUGACUCAAGGUCUCCUCCUCCACCUUCACGAAGACGCCGACGCUCUCGAUCAACCGAGCGUGGAUAUAAUGACGCUGGCCGAUCAUCACAUAGGAGUAGAUCGCCGCGUAAAUUCAGCCGUGAACGUCAACGUGAUAGAGGUUCACCAGAUAGAAGAGAUACUCUAGACGGGACUCAAGGUCACGGUCAAGGUCACCAGUGAGAAGGGAUAGGGAUGGUGACAGAUCGAGGAGAAGGCGCGAUGACAGCAAUGACAAUUACGAUGGCCGACGUCGCCGAGAAAAGACACCAGAAGAUGUGCAACAGGAGUCACAAGAUGCUCAGCCCACUGUGAACGAGGACGACGAUCCAGAGACACAAAUGAUGAAAUUAAUGGGAUUCGGGGGCUUCGAUUCAACAAAGGGCAAACAUGUUGCGGGCGCAGAUAUGUCUGGCGCCAACGUAAAGAAGCAGCCGAAAUACCGCCAAUACAUGAAUCGUCGUGGUGGUUUCAACAGACCAUUAGACAAAGUGUAAUCUCAAAUUUUCAAUACCAAAAAUAAUAUAAAACCAAUGUUGAAUAUGU
Umbelopsis ramanniana AG is the source of this 678-nucleotide messenger RNA. RefSeq lists its product as uncharacterized. The coding region runs from base 49 to 315 and encodes 88 amino acids. Lineage: Eukaryota; Fungi; Mucoromycota; Umbelopsidomycetes; Umbelopsidales; Umbelopsidaceae. The record is from RefSeq and is a predicted model, not a curated record. The transcript has 3 exons.